Messenger RNA from Schistosoma turkestanicum, 2439 nucleotides. Lineage: Eukaryota; Metazoa; Platyhelminthes; Trematoda; Strigeidida; Schistosomatidae. The record is from the annotation of a GenBank genome assembly.
CAGAUGUCGUAGAUAUGUCAACUUCUGCUGAUUGUGAAAAUGCAACGAAUAACAACGAUCUUAAUCAUGAUGAUAAUCAGUUAACGUCUGCAAUGAAUAUCAAUGAUCAGGCAAAUCUGCAAAAUCAAGAAGAACAACAAAAAAGUUCACAUGGAGAGCGACAACAGCAACAGGAACGUAGAACUGUUCAACAUCAUAAAUUUAUCGGUUACAUUCCGACGACUAAUCCUAAAUGUUCACGUUAUCAUAUGGUAGAGAAAGAAAGAAAUGUUGACACUAGCGACUCAUGUAAGCAUUCUUGCAAGAAUUCUAAUGCACUAAAUCGAUUAUCUACCUCGUCUGUAACUGCAACAACAGAAAAGACAACAGGAAAUGUGAACCGGUCAGUGGGAUCGACGAAAUUUUUGAAGCCUAAGAAUUCGGCGGAGCAUAUUUGUUCUUUAAAAAAUAACAUGGAUCAAAGUAGGUUAUCGGAUUGCGUAAGUGAAAAUGGUGAUUCUGUGAAUUGCUUCACUGAUAAUUUAAAACGUGCUUCGAAGAAACACAUCUUAGUACCGUUGAAACAAAUUAAUAAACAAGAUUCAAAUAAAACUUUUGAUACACCUCGUCCACAUUCGGCUGCUCAAUCCCAUCAAAACCAAUCACAAAUUCCAGUCCUGUCCACAUCACAAAGACAAUAUUCAAUGAAAGUGCCAGCGUCCUCCACCUCUUUCUCCGUCAGUAAUCGGUUAUCGAAUACAAAUCAACGUCAAUCGUCAACAUCAACAUCUAGACCACAUAUCUCACACUCAUCAAGUUCUAAAGCUAUUCUCAAUAGACAUUCAUUAAUAAAACAGAGGGCUACUCUACAGACUGCUUAUUUAUACGUUUCCACUAUGGAAAUUUGUUGUUCGGAUACAUCUUCAACAAUCGGUCAUUUCCUUGAAGUUGUCCCUAUAAAUGCGGUCGAACUCGAAAUCAAAACUGUAUCGAAUAGUUUCAGUUCGAUUGUAAAAUAUAAACCAUUCACUUUCAUGCAACAUGUCAAGCUAUACUUGAUGAAUAACUGUCCAUUGAAUUAUUUACCAAUUCAUCAAAUUGUUUCAGAAGAUGAAAUCAAGUCACUAGUCGUACCAUCAUUUCAAAAUGAUGAUCAUUUGUCAAUAACGGCUGUGCAAUCAUUCACCGGAGAAAUCCAAUCAAAUGUUCAUAGUCAAACCGAUCUAGACAAGCGUUGUUUGAAGAAGAAACACUCGAGCGUAGUGUCAAGAACACCAGCUGACUUAUCAGCCAGUGUCACAUGUUCAUCAGUGUCACCAUCGUUGUCAUCUCCCUCGUCCUCCUCCUCCUCAUCAUCAUCAUCAUCAGCAUUAGUCUUGAUGGAUCCCAACCAUCAACAAUUAGCCACCGAAUCAUAUAUUGCAACGCCAACGGAUCAUUCAAUCGACAAUGGUGACAUCAUUUCGACAAUACUGGUUGGUGGAAAUGAUCUGUCAGAAUUGUUGAGUGCCGAAAUCAUACAAAUUCAAUCGGAUUCCAAUCUGACAAUUUCUACACAAAAUGUAUCAGAAAGACGCGUUGUCCCAGUCAGAACAACUAUCAUCAGGGAUUUUGUGAAUUCUUCAAAUUGCAUUCCUGUCACUGAAGCUUCUUACAAAUCACAUAAAAUGAAAAUAAAAAAUGUACAAAACAUAUCCUACCAAAGAACUGAUCACCUAAAUGAUGAAGUAUUAAUCAAUUCACCAUUGAACACAAUGUCUACAACAUUGAACAAAGUUAUUUGUAAAGUCAACCACACCAAGAAACAUGAUGAUGAUGAUGAUGAUAACGGUGCGAAUCAUGUUGAUGGUGCAGGUGAUUAUGACGACAAGGACAAUUGUGAUAACUCAUCACAUCAUAUCACUUAUUCACAGAUGAUUGAAAUUCAGAACGGCUGUAUUGAUUGUAAAUUAUUUGUCGAGAGAUUAUCACGUAAUACUUUAAUAUUUAUAUAUAACAAUGUUAAUGAUAACAAUAGUAAUUAUAGUAGUAGUAAUGAUGAACAUCUUUUGUAUCCUGCUUAUAGCUUGCCUGCAACACCAAUGUUUCCACCUCUUCCUUUGCCUGGUCCCGAUGUUCCUGAUUUUAACAAUCAGAACACAAAUUAUUUGUACAGAACAACAUCAUAUUUAUUUAGAUGUUUAAGUAAUGCAAGUUUCACAAAAUAUUCAUCAUAUUUUCUUUUUUUGUGUACUGUACUAUAUUGGCUACGUGCAUCAAGAUAAAUACAGUUGGUUGGAACCUAAAACCUACAUUGAUUGUUGUAAAUUCACAUCACCUUGUACAUUGAAUCUAUAUAUGUAUCUGCCGUCUAUAUUGAUCUCAUAUGACCUGUAGAAUUAGUUGAUCUACUUCAAUUUUGUGACAGAUCGAAUCGCCAUUAUGAUUAUUAUUAUUAUCAUUAUUAUUAUUAUUAUUAUU